AGUGAGCCUUCCAAGUUGUUGUUAUCAAUUUACGGAAUGUUGUCGCUGCUGAUGAAUUAGAUGUUCGUGCCAUGUUCUGGUUGUCAGCAUCGCAAGAAAAGUUACCCUGCGCGAGAUAGCUUUUUGUGCAACGUAGAAAUUCUUAUACGCGCUGUUUCACUGACUUGUUCGCUGUACAUGCCGAACGGUGGUGUACGCCUGCAUCUUUUCAUAGAUUGCUUUGUCAGUUAUGUCACGUUAGGCUUACGUUUUGCAGAAAUACGAACUGGAGCGGACGCUUGUUUUUGCACAGGACGUGUUGCGGAAUCAUGCUGCCCCGCUUCACAUACCUUCGAUGAGAUUUGGUUGCUGCAGAGUCGGGAGACUGCCGCAAAGAAUGCAAUGGGCGUUUGCACACCAACAAGUGAUUGCUGUACAUUCCAAAAUGCCGAAAUUGUUUGAGGGACACAAUGACUAUCAGUCGAAAAACCGACGGUCAUCUGACGGUCACCAUUACUUCUACUAUUUCCUGUAACGUUCUCAACGAAAUCUAAUCGAGGCAACGGCUCCCUUUCUCAUAGUCUUACGGAGAAGACUGCUUCAUCAGAUGUGGAUCUUCUGCGAUGCGAUUGUGCACUUGAAAGAAAGACUUCAAACUCAUAUUUAUCAAGCCAUUCCUGUAACUACCAAAUCGAAAAAGGAAAGAAAUCACUGCAGCAGUGCUCGAUCACACAUAUGUACAACAUUGGUUAGAUUAUUUGAUUAAUUUACAAAGAAAUUUACGUGAUGCGAUGAGAU
Messenger RNA from Cylicocyclus nassatus, 777 nucleotides. Lineage: Eukaryota; Metazoa; Nematoda; Chromadorea; Rhabditida; Strongylidae. The record is from the annotation of a GenBank genome assembly.